This is a messenger RNA of Echinops telfairi (small Madagascar hedgehog), 1657 nucleotides long. It is a transcript of the gene ASCL1, whose product is annotated as achaete-scute family bHLH transcription factor 1. The record is from RefSeq and is a predicted model, not a curated record. Gene Ontology annotation, molecular function: protein dimerization activity; RNA polymerase II transcription regulatory region sequence-specific DNA binding; DNA-binding transcription factor activity, RNA polymerase II-specific. Gene Ontology annotation, biological process: neuron differentiation; sensory organ development; regulation of neurogenesis. Gene Ontology annotation, cellular component: RNA polymerase II transcription regulator complex. The transcript has 2 exons. NCBI's taxonomy places the organism in Eukaryota, Metazoa, Chordata, Mammalia, Afrosoricida, Tenrecidae. The annotation marks the transcript as partial.
CCGCCGCCACCCGCGCGGCAGCUGAGCCCCGCGGCCGACGGCCAGCCCUCGGGGGGCGGUCACAAGUCAGCGCCCAAGCAAGUCAAGCGGCAGCGCUCGGCCUCGCCCGAACUGAUGCGCUGCAAGCGGCGGCUCAACUUCAGCGGCUUCGGCUACAGCCUGCCGCAGCAGCAGCCGGCCGCCGUGGCGCGCCGCAACGAGCGCGAGCGCAACCGCGUCAAGCUGGUCAACCUGGGCUUCGCCACCCUGCGGGAGCACGUCCCCAACGGCGCGGCCAACAAGAAGAUGAGCAAGGUGGAGACGCUGCGCUCGGCGGUUGAGUACAUCCGCGCGCUGCAGCAGCUGCUGGACGAGCACGACGCCGUGAGCGCCGCCUUCCAGGCCGGCGUCCUGUCGCCCACCAUCUCCCCCAACUACUCCAAUGACAUGAACUCAAUGGCCGGCUCGCCGGUCUCCUCCUACUCCUCCGAUGAGGGGUCCUACGACCCGCUCAGUCCCGAGGAGCAAGAACUGCUCGACUUCACCAACUGGUUCUAAGGGGUUCGGCCUGGCCCGGCCCUGGUGCCACAGGACUUUGGAAGCAGGGUGAGCGAACCUGCAUCUUUGGUGUUUUCGCCUCAGCGACGUUGGGAGGGAGGAAAAGGGAAAAGCAAACAAAUAUAAAAGAUGGAGAAGAGAAACAGCAGCAGGAAACAGUCAACCAAUCCCAAUGGCACUAAGCAAGGAGAGCUGGAGUUGCCAGACUCUGAGGACAGAGAUGCGCUCAGAACAGCAUCUUUGCACUGCAAGCAUUCAUUCAUGGAGUAUUAGGAGUGACUAGGACCUGAGACAGCGCACACCCUGCCAUUUGUGUGUAAAACCAGUGGGCUCCCUGCAUAGGGAAAGGGGGCAGCAUAUGUCCUGCUGAAACUCCCACCCACCACUAACCCCCAUAACUGAAAGCACUUAGUUGGGGGUCUCCACCUCUCCCCCCACUCCUCUCUCAAAGCUCAGUUCUAGAAACGGGUUGGUGUUUCAUCCCAAUAAGCUGUGGACACCUGUCUACAGUGAAACUAUGUGGUACUCUCAGUCUUUUGAAAUCUUACUCCUCUUCCAGGACCCCAGGCCCAAGCCCUUCCUCACACCAUCUUUUCUAUCAUUUUCAUCAUAGAAUGCUUCCAAUCUUUUGUGAUUUUUUUUAUUAUAAGAGAAGUCUAUUUGUAUCUAUCCUAACCAGUUUGGGGAUAUAUUAAGAUAUUUUUGUACAUAAGAAAGAAAGAGAGAAAAAUUUAUAGAAGUUUUUGUACAAAUGGUUUAAAAUGUGUAUAUCUUGAUACUUUAACAUGUAAUGCUAUUACCUCUGCAUAUUUUAGAUGUGUAGUUCACUUUACACUGGCCCUUUUCCCCACGUGGUUUUGUAAAGACCUCUCCUCACAGGUGAGAUCCAAAGACCACCAGAUGUACUUCAGCACCGAUGUGUCUUACUUUAUAGAAACGUUGUUAAUGUAUUAAUGAUGUUAUUAAAUACUGUUCUAGAAGAACAAAGUUUAUGCAGCUACUGUCCAAACGCAAAGUGGCAGCCAGUUGGUUGUGAUGGGUUGCCUUUUGGGAAAUUUCUAUCACUGCUCUUUUUUUUCCAUUACUGUUUUAUUACAAACUUACACACACACAAAGUGUA